UUGAAUGGCCAAUGCAGUAGGUAUGCGAAAUCCCUUUUACAAUGGAUAUGCACAGUAAGAAACAGUUUUGCGUGUCUUUUUGUGGUUUUGUGCUGUGGCUGGAGCUGGUGUAAAUUACUUUUUCUAUUCUACUUGUCCUAAGAAAUGCUAGAUAAUUUCUUGUGUAUUAUUUAAAAAUUUUAACCUUGAUCAAUAGACGUCAAGUGUAUAUUGGAUCGACAUGUGGGCUUUAAAUGCAGUGUGAUGUGAAGAUGGGUAGAACUACUAAAAUCUUAAGAAAACAAUGAGUGCACCGAGUGGAUGCGUUACUUGUAGUGAUGGGUCGCAACAGUUUGACGUCAAGCAUGACCCUGAUUGCUCAGAGGGAGAGGAUGCCCAGAUACGGAUGGCGCCUCACGUGCAGGCGUAUCUGGCACGCAACAACCCCACCACAAACUGCUGUGGGCUUACCAUCCCGAUUGCAUUUGAAAGAGCGGCUCCGGGCACAUGGUGGAACCCCAGAUUUGACUCGGACAUCCUCGAAGGCCAAUACAGAAGUAGUUCCUUUAGACAGAUAAGAUUAAGAUUUAGAUUUGCACUUUUAUACAUUUUGAUAUUUUCUAUAUCAUGGUUUGUCUACUUUGUCGUCCUUGGUUUGAACGGCGUAACAGUAAAGUGGCCAUUUUUGUGUUCUCUUUUUGCUGGGGUCCUUUUGAUAACAAGUGUCAUGCUGUUUGUUACAUUUACGAAUAUUUAUAAAGUGUACACGUUCAGGCUCUCCCUGGUCAUGGCACUCGCCCUCUGUACUCUGAGCCUGUCCCUGGUGACGCUCACAACGCAGCUGGGGACGAGCUUCGCGACGGCUGCGGACAUCAGCCAGUCGGGACACUUCACUAUGUGCAUUGAAAUCCUAUUGAUUAUUUAUACACUCACACCGCUGCCGCUGUUUGCCUGUGUUAUCAUUGGACUUUUGUAUUCAAUAGUGUUUGAAGUGUUGAAUAUUGUUUUGCAUCUGUCAGAACAAGAAUGGCAAUGCCCCGGAAUGUUUGUGAGAAUUUUACUGCAGCUUUGUGUGCACAUAAUCGGUGUACAUAUAUACCUUAUGACAUUUGUGAGAAUGCGUGGCACGUUUAUGAAAGUAGGUCAAAGUUUAUUAGUAAGACGCCAGCUAGAAAUGGAGAAGCAAUUAAAAGAAAAGAUGAUUCAUUCAGUGAUGCCACCGAAACUGGCCACUUGGUUAAUGGAGGAGCAAGUACUUGAAUCUGACACAAGCUUGAAACCACACAACCCGCUCAACCCCAGGAUCUCAAACCCUGGAGCUUCGGACAUCAAGUCGUUGUUUAGGCCGUUCAAUAUGAGCUGCAUGGAUAACGUGAGCAUAUUAUUCGCUGAUAUCGUCGGUUUUACGAGGAUGUCCAGUAACAAAGGUGCUGAAGAGUUAGUGAAUAUAUUAAACGACCUUUUUGAAAAGUUUGAUGAGUUAUGUCAGAAUCAUGGGUGUGAGAAAAUAUCUACCUUAGGAGACUGUUAUUACUGUGUAUCAGGUUGUCCGGAACCAAGGCCGGAUCACGCGACGUGUUGCGUUGAAAUGGGAUUAGGUAUGAUAGACGCCAUACAGGACUUCGACAGAGAGCGAGGUGAAGGAAUCAAUAUGAGGGUCGGAGUUCACACAGGCACGGUGCUGUGUGGUAUAGUUGGCACGCGUAGGUUUAAAUUUGACGUAUGGAGCAAUGAUGUAACUUUCGCGAAUAAAAUGGAAUCUACAGGGAAACCGGGCCGUGUCCAUAUUUCAGAAGAGACUAGUAGAUUCCUCGGGGGUUCAUAUAUAUUAGAAGAGGGGGAAGAAGUUUUUGGCCACAAAACGUACUUUAUCGAGGGUCGGCAGUUGUAUUCCCCGUACGAACGGGAGCCGUGUUUCACUCCUUCCAAUCCUGUUAACUUACGCCUUAUCAUAUCACCCGCGGCGUCUCCUCAGUCCGUCCUCUCUUUCCACCACACUCCCAUUAUUGUCACACCGAAAGACGACAAACUGGGCACACAGAAACCUGAAUCCAAUAAUUUCCUUUCCCCCAGUUCAUUCAAUUUCCGAACCAAAGCAAGUUCAUUACCAAGUAUCUUAGACUCCGACACGGAAUUGGACGAGAAGAGAGACAAGGCUUACACUGAAGGGACUGACAGUUCGUCGAAAAGUCCGACUUCUGUGGGAAGUUACGGCAAGUAUACGAAUAAGUUGAAAAACUGGAAGGUGCCAAGGUUUUUGAGAAAGCAUUCUGACACACCAUUGCACGAGAUAAAGAAGCAGGAUCUGAGCGAAAAGUCAAUACAGUUCCUAGAGCGUGGCGAUGAUCCCGCCGGCUUGCAGUCCAGUAAUGGUUACCAGCAAGUGCCCAUAGUGAUAGAAUCUCAGGACAAUAAGAGGCCGCUACAGAGUAACAGCAAGCUGCACAUGCCGCCGGGGGACCAUUCCGCCUCCUUCGACAGAGAAAUUAUCGACAUAAGGUCAUAUUUGAGUCAGUCGAGAUGCAACAUGUCUCCGUUCGCGAGAAGCAGUAGUUACCGAUCGCAAUAUGGCCGACAGAACGUUAUCGAGACGCCGGUGAGCCGCGCGCGCAGCUCGACGCUGACGACGCAGGCCGAGGCGCUGCGCCCGAGUGCCAAGGACCGCACGCUCAAGCUGCCGCUGCCGUCCCCGCAGCCGGUGCGUCCGCACGAUGACGUCAUCAGUCUCUGCCCCUCCGUCAACAGCAGGAAGGACUCCGGCAUCAGGAGCACCAGCCGCCGCUCCAGCAUACAGCAGCAGAUAUUCGUGUUGAACCACAUCGCGAACUCGCAGAACGACAUGCUGCAGCACAGGGUGUCGGGGUACUACACGUCGAGCCAGUCGUCCCUGAACGAGUGCACGGCGAGGAGCCGCCUCCCGGCGCCGCUGAGCGAGCAGCAGGUGCAGUCGCUGCAGAAGCUGCGCAAGCAGUCGGACCUGCAGCUCAUCCGCUGCGUGCAGGACAACGCGCGCUCCGGCGUCAACUACUUCGUGCAGCCGCCGCUCAACAGGCUCACGCUCUGCUUCAAGUCUUUGGAAAUAGAAAAACACUACCGGGACAAGGCGCACAGAAGCGACGACUGCGAAGACUUCCCACCCACACUCACCACCUCUAGAUUUAAUACGGCUUUGGAUAUCUUAGUGUCGGCGAUCAUUUUUCUGGCAGUGAGUUGCUCAAUAUUUAUUUUGUAUGAUGACUGGCGACGGACCGUUGGAUGGUUUGUUUUCUUCACUUUCAUAGAGGUAAUUGCGAUGAUGUUAUGUGUGUAUAGGCACUAUCUGAAGUGGAAGACGCGACUGGACCCCCUCCUCGUGGCGGAUACAGUGAGACGCUCUGUCAGGAUAUUCAGAAAGCUAACCAACUGGUAUCCUUGGCACUUGUCAGGUAGUCUGUUGAUAAGCCUGCCGAUCCUGGUGGUGCUCAUCAAUUUCUCGUGCCAGAACACGACCAUGACUAUCUUGAGAGGCGAGCAGUCUUUCUACGUUUAUCUUCUGUGCAUAAGCAUCGUUCACUUUUGCAACUUUCUCCAAAUGAACUGGCUCGUGAAAAAUACUCUGGUGACGUUAUAUGCGGGCUUGUUUCUGUUCUUCGCGGUGCUCGGCUGCCACGAGGCGAAUACUCAACUGUUAGACGCUGAUAUUAAUCUUAAAGUAAAUGCGGUAACUUUUGCUCACAAUUAUACGGAUUACGUCGACGUCGGGAAUGAUACGUUGGACGCGUCCGAAUCGCAGGCCGGCGGAGACUUCGAAGGCAUGCACCAUAAGAUGCACUUGACGGAACUUUAUUUAGACGUGGCAUUGCUAUUGAUGCUCGUUUGGUUUUUGAAUCACGAAUUUGAAAUCAGUUACCGUUUAAGUUUCUAUAGCAAAGUGGUCGCAAAUCGUGAUAAACAAAGAGUGCAAAACAUGAGGAACCAAGCGGACUGGCUCCUGCACAACAUCAUCCCGCGGCACGUCGCCGACCAGCUCAAAAACACCGCCAAAUAUUCAGAAAACCAUAAAGACGUAGGAAUUAUAUUCGCAAGCAUAGUUAAUUUUAACGAGAUGUACGACGAAUCGUACUUAAAGGGGAAGGAGUAUCUCAGGGUACUCAACGAGUUGAUAGCUGAUUUUGACGAGUUGUUAGAGCGACCGCAGUUUCAGCACGUAGAGAAAAUAAAAACCAUAGGCAGCACUUUCAUGGCAGCUAGUGGACUCAACCCCGACCUGAGGCACGCCUCGCGCGGUACUUACGACCACCUCUACCAACUGAUGGACUUUGCGUUAGAGAUGCAGAAGGUGGUCGAUAACUUCAAUCAAGAUUUGUUGGAGUUCGACUUUAUACUUAGAAUCGGUUAUAAUUUCGGCGAUGUGACGGCCGGCGUGAUAGGUACCACUAAACUGUAUUACGACAUAUGGGGCGACGCGGUGAAUAUAGCUUCGAGGAUGGACUCUACAGGAGUGAUAAAAAGGAUUCAAGUCGGCGAGGCGUGCAUCCCGGUCCUGUCUUCGCGAUACGAAUUCGAACAUCGCGGAAGCGUGUACGUGAAAGGCAAGGACAAUAUGAAUGUAUAUUUGGUUGUAGGAAAAAAGGAUACGUAGUUAAAUAAAAUAUAGAGGAACGUAGAAUCUGUGAUUUUAUAAUUUAUAUUGGUAAAGUGAAAAUAUAUACAGAUACCUAUUUAUUGUAUGCAGCGCGUUUUGUGUGCCGCGACAGCUUGAACAAAUACUCGGGACGUCGAUCAGGUGAUAAUGUUAUUUAAGCUUCGUGUAUUCACAAAAUGCGUGCGUGUGCAUAUUUAUAUUUUGUUUAAGUAAUAUUUAAUAAUAAAAAUAUAUUGAAAUCUCCUUGCCUAUAUUAAAAAAUCUGUGACCAGUGUUCUAGUCUCCAAAUUUUUGGGUGUGGUCCAUUUUUUAAGAUUUGUAUGUGAUUGACGUUGAGUCGGUUGUGAGUGGCGCUGGCGGCUGACGCUGUGCUGAAAAACUGGACUACCACCCUAGAUAACUUGUAUAUUUAAAUAUACUUUUCUCUACAUAAAAAUAACAUAUUUGUAUAUUAUUAAAUUAACGGCCCGCUUGGGCCCAAAUACCGUUUAUAUUUAUUGAACGUUUAGUUGUAAGUAAAUGCUACUAAUAUUUUGUAGUACUAGGUCCGUUUGAAGAUGUAAGAAUAUGUAGAUAUGUUAUAUGUCGCUUACAAAUGCGUUUUUUUAAUCUAAUUUGUCAAUUUUAGGGUUCUGUGAGAAUGGGAUAAUAUUUUUCAAUUUUUAUGUAGUGUUGGGGAUACAAUAAUUGCAUAGCAGAUAUAAAGUUAUUGUAUUUGUAUACUCAUUGUGUUAUAUUCUAUGACAUCAAUAUUUAACUUGCGGAACCCUAUGCAUACAUUUUGCUCAUUUAUGUACAAUGUUGUUAGCACGAAACAAUACGGAGUUUAUUGAUGAAUGAUUAUAUUUAGAUACGUAGAGACUCAAUACGAAUUCGUUUAUAAGCUCGUUGAUUUGCAAUAAUAAUUUAUUUGACACGUUUGCGAUGCAUUUGCGUGUGCAGUGGGACUGUUUGUAUAACUGUAUAGCGGCAUGCCUCGUACCCACUUAUAUAUUCUAAAGUUUAAUUUGUAAACUGACUGCGCCGUGCAUCGACGUGGUAGGAGAUCUUCAAACUUAUGAUAAAAGCCUUAAAUACUUUACAUUCCACUUGUAUUUAAACUAUUUGCCUUCGAAAUGUCUAUUUUCUAUAUAUAAAUGGCGAAUUUAAUGGUCGGCCGAUUUGUAAGUAACAGAUAUAAUGAGAGGGGAAUAAUAUUUUUACCAACAGAGUGACGGACCAACAUUGAAAUAUAUAUGCGUAAAGCUCUCUUGAAAUUCAUCUCUUCCCCCAAAAUUAAAUAUUUACUUGUGAUAUACAUACAACGUAUAUGUAAUUGUAAUAUAGUUGCUCGUGAUAUUAAAAUGUCCAGUAAAAUUGUUCUCUCUAUAUUUGAAACGACGAUGUUCAGUAAGUAGGUAAAUGUAGGUAUCGAUUCUGAGAGCGUAGAUAUAAUAGUCAGUCCAGAGGCGGUCUAAAGUUUACCUAACGUGAAUACUUCGUGGUAAUAACUUGCACGUAGAAUUAUAAAAAUUAUUGAAGUUUCUACAUUAUUUAAAUCUUAGAUUUUUGUAGCAGUACGUCGGUAGACGCAUGUGAAUUUGUAAGUUGAGAAAUUGAAGCGGUGUCGAUCUUUUAGUGGAGGAACGGGGAAAAGGGAGCGAGACGGUGUUAUUGGCUUACUAACUAUUACUGGGGUUACUAGAUGAGAUAUUUCACUUUUUAAAUUGUUUCAAUAGCGUUCAUCCAGUAAUUAAAUAAGAAGUUGUAUUAUUUGUAUGGACAGAAUUGACAGGUCCUAAAUAUAAUUAUUUCAAAAGUAAGUAAAUAAUACAGGGUUUAUGUUUAAACUACAUUGGUUUUCUGUGAUUUUUCCCCCACCCUUAUAGAGCCAGCCCGCUAAUAAUAACCGAUGUACAGCGUGGCUACGUAUAUGUCAAGGGAUGGCUUCCAGUGGCGAAAGGUGAAAUUUUUCGAAAGGUGACCCGGCACAACAUAUAGGUACUAAUAAGCAUAAACGUAGUCUGCAAAUCUUUCUAAUGAUAAUUAGAUUAUUCAUAAAUUCUACUUAAAGGGAAGCCGAUGGGAAUUGGAUAAUAUGGAUCCUUCGCCACUGAUGGCUUUACAUAGUCAUAAAGCUGUUGCCAAAUUUGGGUAAAAUAGUUUAUGUGGGUGUUCAUAUUAUUUGUUGUUCAAAAACGCCCACAGAUAGUGUUGUCAUUGUCCCGGGAUGAUCUUUCACACAAUUCUUGAAGUCCGGGGUCUAGUUUUCUUUCUCCGUAUAUAUUUUGCGUAUCACGCAACUGUGUGUUCAUUUAUGUUAAUAUUAAAUAUUUUAUCUAUACUACUUAAAACGUGUGACCUAUUUUACUAGACUUUACAUAAGUACUGACGAAUCUAGGAAAUAACUAUUGAUGCGAGUGUGAUCUGUAUUUACGGUUGCUACUUAUUCUAUGAUUAAGCGAUUUGGCAACUAAUUCGAAGUUUUCACGUUGUUACAAAAGUUGUUAGAGAUAGGACUUACAAUCGCCAAAAUAAUUCUAAAACUGUUUAGAAGCAUUCAGAAUUGGUUCCUAUGUGUUUGAUAGAUUAUCUUUUAUUGAUAUGUUUGGUAUACGGAUGUUGGAUAGACUAUUUUCAAGAAGUAAGGAAUGGCAACUGAAAUAUAUGAAGUGAAACGUAACACAAUGAAUAUUUGUAGAAAUAGUUCUGAAGUUUUGUGUUAAUUUCCGAUAUGACUUUCCCGGAACUUUAUUUAUUAAAUUAGAAUAUACAAGGUGUAAAUUUGUUUCCUAACUAAGUUGAAGAGACAAUUAAGUCACAAAAUAGACAGUAUCAAGCUGAAAUAAAAACAACUAUUAAUUUUUAGUCCACUAUUUAUUACUCUUCACAGGUUACUCAUACAGUUAAAUGUAAAUCACAAAUGUGAAUCAGAAAGAAAAUGGAAAUUUAUUUAUUUCUCUUACAAAUUUUUUUGGCCAGUUAAUAUGGCUUAUUUCUUUAUUAUAACACUUUUAAAGAACAGCGGGAAUAACCAAGGAUACAUUUGAGCAUUUUGAAAAUAAUUUUUAUUAAUCUUUUUGUAAUUCAAUCGGAGUGAUUUACAUUUAACUUUGUAUUAUUGUUUAUCACACGCCAGCACAAUAACUUUUUUUAUUAUUAUGGCUAAGUAUUCUUAGUUAUUUGGUUUUUACAUCUUGUAUAUUAUUUAAUUUAGAUUUAAUAACUACCAUCUUCUUUGCUAUGAUUUUACUUAUAAAUAAAAAUGUGAACGAUA
Manduca sexta (tobacco hornworm) is the source of this 7859-nucleotide messenger RNA. RefSeq names its product adenylate cyclase type 9-like (gene Ac13E). Gene Ontology annotation, biological process: cyclic nucleotide biosynthetic process; adenylate cyclase-activating G protein-coupled receptor signaling pathway; intracellular signal transduction. NCBI's taxonomy places the organism in Eukaryota, Metazoa, Arthropoda, Insecta, Lepidoptera, Sphingidae. Gene Ontology annotation, molecular function: adenylate cyclase activity. The record is from RefSeq and is a predicted model, not a curated record.